CAGAUGGGCUAAGGCUUGGCCCAUACUUAAGACCAUAUUACCACCUGAAUAUCGUAACCCCUAAACCCUGAGCGAGCUGUGAGCUAAUGUGUCCGGCGUUCUGUACUGAAAUCAAAUCCCCACUCGCAUUUGGUGCUGUUUGGAAGCCAAGAAAACGAAUUCCAGUGAAACACAAAACCAGAUUAUCAAAUGACAGAAACUGCUAAACACUCCCUUGAUAGUGCUUCUGCUGAAUCUCCUACUAGACCUUCGAAGAUCUCAAAAACCCAAGAUUUCAGAGACCACGACGACGACGAAUUACUGGAAUCUAGCGUUGUUACUAAACCAAUGAGCCCAAACCCUAGACUUCAACGCUACUUGGUGGCUAUUGAGUAUAUUGGAACUCGAUUCUCGGGUUCCCAGAAGCAGCUCAAUUGCAGAACAGUGGUUGGGGUACUCGAGGAGGCUUUUCAUAAAUUUAUUGGUCAGCCAGUAUCAGUCUCCUUGUCUAGUAGAACUGAUGCUGGAGUACAUGCCUUAUCAAAUGUUUGCCAUGUUGAUGUAGAACGCAUAAGCAAAAGGAAGCCUGAUGAAGUGUUACCACCUCAUGAACCAGCGGUAGUUAGAAGAGCUGUAAACCAUUUCUUACAGAAGAAUGAAGGUGAUAUUAUGGUGAUUGAUGUUCAAUGUGUUCCAGCUGAUUUCCAUGCCAGAUUUAAAGCUCAGGAACGCACGUACUUCUACCGAUUGUUAUCUGGACCAGAGCCUUUGUCUACCUUUGAGAAAGAUCGGGCAUGGCACGUACCUGAAAAACUAGAUCUAGUUGCUAUGCAGGAAGCAUGCAAAAUUCUUGUUGGACAUCAUGAUUUCAGUUCCUUCAGGGCGUCUGGUUGUCAGGCAAAAUCACCCAUCAGAACGUUAGAUGAACUUUCUGUUUCUGAGGUGGCUUCAACUCCAUAUUUUCCAUCAAUCAUAGAGAGGGAAAAGAAAGGUUUUCAAGGGGAAGAUUCAUGCUGCAAAAAUUUUCAGACUGACAUGACUAGCGGAUCUAUUUCUGACAUUAACAUUUCAGGGGGCUCCUACAGUGAGGAUCUAGGAUUUGGUAUAAGGAGAAGACAUCGUUGCUUUGUUGUAACAGCACGUGCCCGCUCUUUUCUUUACCACCAGGUUCGACUACUUGUUGGUGUUCUCAAAUCCGUUGGCACUGGAGAUCUCACAAUUUCAGAUGUGGAAAGAGUACUGAAUGCCAAGUCUGUGAUGGCGGCUAGUCCUAUGGCUCCUGCUUGUGGUCUCUACCUUGGGCAUGUAAAUUAUGAUCUACCAUGAUUACUGAUAAAUAUGGUUUUUUCAGAAACACAUAAUGAAUUUACAGAUUUGAUACGUAGCAAGGAUUUAUGUUCCAUCAGAAAAUUUAAACGCAUCUUGAUGGAUGGAAAUUGGAUCAAGGCACUCAAUUGCUUGCAGAGAGAUUCAUUCCACUUUGCUUGCACAGAUUCUCUUCCAGUUUGGUUUGUUUCUCUAGAAUGUCAAGAGUGUGUUUAACAUUAGCAAAUGUCAAUUUCAAUUUUGGUAUCUUCAACGAUUUGAAUUUAAUUUAAUGUACAAAACACGUACAACGAAAACAAAAUUCCAGGUUUUUGUAAUGCUA
Hevea brasiliensis (rubber tree) is the source of this 1627-nucleotide messenger RNA. RefSeq lists its product as uncharacterized. Bases 190 to 1305 code for a protein of 371 amino acids. Gene Ontology annotation, biological process: tRNA pseudouridine synthesis. The transcript is spliced from 10 exons. Lineage: Eukaryota; Viridiplantae; Streptophyta; Magnoliopsida; Malpighiales; Euphorbiaceae. Gene Ontology annotation, molecular function: RNA binding; pseudouridine synthase activity. The record is from RefSeq and is a predicted model, not a curated record.